GCUGGUAUCGUUAGUGAUCAAUGCAAUAUUAAUAUUAGUGAUGUUUUGGUCAGCCAAGUUUCUCUACAUCUUAGCCAGUGAUUAGUUAAGUUUAAGGAUAUUGAUUUUGUCGAGAGAGCCUAUUAUAGGCCUAGCCUACUUCAAGAAUUUCUCUCAUUAAUUGUUUCUUAAGGGCAUAACUUACAAGAUCAACUAACCUAUUUCGAUGUGACCAGCUACUUUUCAAGAACAUAAAAUCUUGUACCGUUGUUAUUAAUAAUGAAAAGAUCACAAGUUUUGAAAAGAAAAAAAAUUGACAGUUGAAAUACUAUACCUGUGAUCACCAAUGGAUCCUGUUGGUUCAUGGAGUGCAUACGCUGCUAGCUACAAUCGUCUCACAGGAUCAGCCAGCAACGGAGACUACCCCCACCACCUGGCAGCUACCAACCCAGGGCCCUCUCCUUCCACCACCUCUCCGUUACUGCUACAAGCUGCUCACCCAACCUCCUCCCCAGCGUUUACUCCCAGCAGUUUUCUCUCCCCCCCACCAGUGGGUUAUGACCCUGUCUUUUCCCCUUUCUUACAUGCCAACCAGAAAGCUCAUUACCCUCAGGCAUUAACAGUGGCUCAGCAUAGACAAGUGAUUGCCUCUACAAAACAAGUUUCAGCAGACAAUGAUUCCCUAAGGGAAAGUUACACUCCUGUUCACCCUCAACCUUUGCCCCCUCCAAAUCCAGCUUUCUUUGAGCAAGCUUCUGGUUCUGUUCAACCUACUACGAUCGCUUGGUCACAUCAGAGUAACUCUCAUUCACAAUUGCCGAGUCCUUUUGGAGUUUUACCACAUGAAAGUGUGGUUGGUAGUAGUACGGGCUCGAACUUUAAUCCAGCUCACUUUGCUGCAGCCCAGACAUUAAAUCAUAUUAAUUCGCAGCUAGCUGCUGUGAGUUACAGUGAUACUUCUAAAAGGCUCACUACAAGGCCAAUGCAAUCUCCUCCGUCAAAACCGAUCACCCCUAAUGUUACAAGUUCUGGAUACUAUCAGCAGGCUUCUCCGAUUUCUGGAAACCAAUAUAUUGCUAGCAAAACUCAAGUUCCAAAUGUGAUGGUGCCAUCAGCUAAUAUGUCUAAAGAUUACAAUGCGUCACUGUCCCAUAUACACGCUUCAGUAGCAGCGUUUCCACCGAGAAUAUCAGAAAAUCAGUCAAGUGAAUUCCAGUCCCCCACGACAAAGAGCAACUCUUCUGUGCCAAACAAAAUAACUGAGAGGAGAGAUAGUGGGCAUGAAUCUACACAGUCCUCUCCCAUCAGUUUUGCUGUAAUGGACUCUAAUCAAAACAGAUCUUCAUCAAAAAUACCUCCGGCGAGGUCAGGUAUUCCUCAGCAGUCACAACUACAACAGCAAUUGUUGAACCAUCAGAAGACUGGAGCGUACAGAGGGUCAACUCCUGAGUCGGAAUACACCCAAGUCUCUGCGGGAAGGAACACUGCUUCUACUGAUGCUGGAUAUUCAUCAGGGUCUAGUGUAGGCCACGGUGGUGUUGAUGCGUCUUUACAAAGGAGUCCAUUAGACUCUCAUGUCACUAGUCCUACCGGUUAUCCAGCGUAUCACAGUCCAAUGACUUCUAUGUCCUCCCCUUCACCUGUUCAGCAACACGUUGACCAAAAUGUAAGCUACAGACAAAACCCUUCUCCUCAAUUCAACCCUACGUCACCUUUAGACGCUUCUUUAUCCAGGCAUCCCUCGGUUAUAACAAGAGGUGAUCCAAAAUAUGCUAAUGAUACGUUUCCCCCAAAACAGUGUUGGGAUGGGACUGAACAACUCAGAAGUCAAAAUUAUUCUAAUUAUUCAUCGGAUGUCUCUCCAAAUCCCAGUAAUAUUUCAAUCCAGCACCAACGAACAUCUCACAUGGUAACAGACAGGCACCAAGAAUAUUUAGCCUCUGGCAAUCAAAGUAUCAAGGGAGAUCCCAUGACUAUUGUUAAAAACUUGCAAAAUCUACAACAGCAUUGUCAACCCCCUCCAGUCACUACAGAUAUUAAAGUAGAAUUUGAAAACCCAAAUCCUGCCAUCAAAAACUGUGGCUCACCAUCAAAAAGGAAAAAGAGCACUGAUAGUAAAAUACUAGUUGCUCAACCAGAUCCUUCAAAUAGAGUUCCUCCUCCUGCUCAUUUAAAUCAACCGCAACAGAAUAGUGGUGGCGUGGAACAUAACUCUCAGAAACCAGAAAACUCCACAUUUACACCUCAAAACACUCCACAUCCUGAUUCAAAACCCACAAAUGCGCCAUUUCACCCUCACGAUGUCUCACAUUCUAGAGGCCAGAUAUCUUAUCUUACUUCUCAUAAAAUGCCCAAAUCGCAAGAUCAAAAGAACAUUAACCCUAACUUACAAAGUAAAUCUUCUGCAACGAAUCCUAACCAAUACAACAUCAAUGACAGAUUACCGAAGGUUGAUGUUGAAGACACGCCGAUUGCAAAAGUUAUUGUUCCCGAUGUUGAAGAAGAAUUAGGGUUUUUAGCUGAAACUCCUAAUCCCAAUCCAAAACCAAAUAGUGCCAUCAUGAAUAUUCCUCCAGUAAAGCUGUAUACAAAUCCAAAAAGCAGCUUCAUGGAAAGUUACCUAAAAUUUAUUCAGGGUGAGAAGGAAUCGUCCCCCCCUCCUAGACAAAAGCCUGCCAGGCUCAGAUAUGUACCUAUGAGUAGAAAACCUCAGCAAGAAAAACAACAAUUAAAGAAGGCAAGAAAGAAAUCCAAAACACCUCCGCCAAUACAGAGCGAUGUAGAAGAAGAUGUGGAUGAUCCGAGAUACUUUCCUUUGCCUAAAGAUCCAUCAAGUAGGAAGUUAAACUCAAGUGACUCUGAGGAGACGGAUUAUGAUAAUCUAAUACCAGCUGUUGCACACAAGACGAGUUCAAACAAUGCUUCUAGAGAGGCAACCGAUAAUGAGGAGCAAAAGAAAUCUAGUAAAAGAGUACCAAAAGUCAAAAGGAAAUCUCAUCUUACCAGGAAGAGAAAAAGGAGCUCAUCAGAAGAGUCACAAGAACCAUUACCGGUACCUACGCGUAGAAGUGCUAGAAGAAAAGCAAAAGAGACUCCUAGUCUCGAUGAAAAACUUGAUGAACUAUUCUCAGGCAAUUCUGAUUCUGACCAGGCUUGGAGUCCAGAUGAGGAUUCUGAUGACGAAGAUGAGUAUGGCAAAGCUUUUGGAAGUGGAAGACGAAGAAAAUCUAAAGCAUUGUCAGGUUCUCGGUUUUUGGAGUCAUCCGAUGAAGAAAAGAAGUCUAAACCAAAAGCUGAAGUUGUCGACAUGUCUGGUAUUUGCCCUGUGUGUAACAGCAACUUUGCAGACGACCCGACAGAUGCAGUAAAAUGUUCCAGCUGCAAGAAUCAGUUCCACUGCAGUUGUCUUAGUCUGCAGACAAUGCAGCGAGUGCUGAAGAUGGGCUCGAAGCGCGGCACAUGGCGUUGCGACAGCUGCAAAUCAGCCCCAGCCAGAGGUAAAUUGAAGAGUUCCCAAAAAAUUCGUAAGAGGGAGACCAGAAGAGCAGUGAAAGCUUUUAAGGCAACCAAGGAGAAGGAAGAAAUUGAUGCCACUCUAGGCACUGAAGAUUACUUCCCUUUUAAGUCUGGGGAGUUCAUUGUCGUGAAAGAAGAGUUGACAGAAAAAUAUCCAGCUCUGUGGCGAGUGGACGGAAAAACACUGCUGCAAAAGUACGAGUCCUUCGAUCAGAACGGAGAAAAGCUUUACCGAAAUAUUUCUACUUACUCUGGAUGGACUCCUCAGAACAGGGGCAUUUACCAGAAAGUUCCUGUGCAGUUCAUAGUGCAAAGUCGCUCAGAAACCAUUGUCAGAUUCCUCAGAUCAGAAAUGGUCGAUCCUGCUGUCGAACAGGCUUACUUGGAACAUUCUCUUCUGCAAACAGCCAAGUAUCAGGACAAUUUUGAGGUCUACAUUCAAACUCUUAUUUCUCAAGCACUGGAUGCUAACUUCCUGGCUGAAAUAUUUGCUGAGAAAGACGAGUACUUCCUUCAGAACGUGGAGGUGAUAGACAGGUUGACGGAGGAGCGACGUGUACGGCUGGUGGCUGCGGUGGGCUGGCCGGUAGAGUCAGCGUUGCAGCGUAGUGUCACGACAUGGCCGUGUUACAACGUGUUGGCUGAUCUCAAGGCAGGACCGGUACCAGUGUGUGAUGCCUGCGAACGCAACAUGGUGCAUGCUAGGAUCAUACUGUACGGCCAACCCUACAACCCCAACACUCUGGACGGAUGCGAGGUGGAGAACAACAGGAAUGAGAAGGAUUUCAUGAUAUGCCUGGAGUGCAUCAAGUUUGUGCAACUGUACAACAAGCUUGUACAUCAGAAGUACAUCAUGUAUAUAGAUUGUGUUAAGAGAGUUCAGGAGAAACGCAAGACUGAUUCAGGAAAGGAUACAACAGUUAUCCUCAAUGAGCUAUUGGCUGAUGAGGAAUGGCUGAGCAAGCUUUUCCGCCAAGUGAGAACUGUUUGGGCUGAUGUUGAAAAAGCUGAGCGUGAGAAAAAGAAGAAACUAGGAUUACCUGUAGAGCCUCCGGGUGGAGUACCAAAUGAAGAACAAGGCAAGGAUGUUGAAGCUGCGGAACAAGGGGAUAUUGAAGAUGAUGUAGUUAUAGAAAAAGCGUUCGUAACAGAAAUAAAGGUGGAGAAAGACUCUGAUGCAGAAGAAGGAGAAACCUUUGGCAAAGAAGAUGAUGUUAAUGAUGUGACUGUCUCCAUCGUGCAAGAAGGAAGUUCUGUCUCCAUCAUGCAAGAAGGAAGUUCUGUCUCCAUCGUGCAAGAGGGAAGUUCACAAGCUACUACAGAGCAAGUGGCCGAGGUAGAGACACCUGUAGAAGAUGUAAGUAUUGAGAGAGUCCAAUGUGAGUCUUAAAACAUGCACUGGUUCAGCUCAGCUUUCUGUGAUUCAAUCAUUAUGUACAUAACAGAUAAAUAUCUAAUGUUAAACAGUACAAUUGCUGAAUGUUAGCUACUAGAGACAUACUGGAUACGUCAUGUGAUGAAAAUGUGACAGUCAAAUUGUAGACGAUUUUGGAUUUUCCUAUUUUACUUUAGUUUAUGACUACAGUAAUUUAUUUUACAAUUCCAAACAAUAUUAAACACUUCAAUCAAUUGAGACUGUAAUCGACCUAAAUAACUGUAGGAUCAGAGAUUUGAUGCGGGCUUUAAAAUUUAAAUGUGCCUGGUCAAAAGUAGCGGAUCUUGUAACAAAGCCUUUUAACACCCAUGCUUCUUUGUUCGUUAAAAACACACCCUGGUGUUAAACCAUCAUAAAUAUAAUCUAAUAAACAGUUGUGGAUUUAUUCUUUUUCUUUGAAAUUGUCAAAUAUAUCUGUUAUUUAUAGAGGAAUAAACUCCCAACAAAAGCUUUUGAAUUUUUUGUGUCAAGUUAGGCUAUACACAAAAGUUAGUAUGUAUGUAGGCUACAUUGACUUCUAUUGAAUCAUCAAUACUAUUACUGUACCUGUAAACGCCACUAUAACAUGUACCUUCUAAAAAGUUACUCAUAGGAGGUAUGCAAUCUACUUAAAAGAACUAUAUAUUUUGUUAAUAAAAAUAUAGUUUUAAAGUAUUUUUUACAUUUUAUGUUGUAGGCCUAACACAUCUUCUAAUACAAUAUUAGUGAUGUGUUGGUCACAAUCAGUUCAGUUUUUGUUUGUUUUGUUUUAUUGGAAAUUGUUUGUCGGUUUUAAAUUAUUAAAAAUUACCACCCACUUGUAUUUUUGUCUCAGCCACACAAAUGAUAAUUUUCUACAAGGUUUACUGUUUGGGGUGGUAGGUUUAUGUUGUUACAGGAAAUAUUGCAAGUAAAACUUAAGUUUCAGGAGAAACUAUCCUGAAAAUAUCCUGUAUCCUUGUAGUCUUUAUUUAACCAUCAUAUUCUAUAAUCGUGUUAAAUCCCUCAAUUUAAGAUUACAGAGAAAAAAAAAAAAAACUGUACAUUAAGGUUUCUAUGUUCGCUUAUCGAAAUGUUGAUCAAUUUUGCCAAUUUUAUUCAUUUCAUCCUAAACUAAUUACAUUUGGUCAAAACAAACUUUUUACCUUCCCUGUAGUAGCAAACCAAAGUAUUUGUUAAAUCUUAUGUUAUGAAAUAAAGUAAAUGUCAUGUUUAUGGAAAUAUUUGAGGUAAGUCGUAAGUCAGACAUUAAUCAUUGCUGCCCUCCUACGUAAAAUUUGGUAAUCUUUGAAACUUGGGGGUGCACAGGACAAUGUCACAUUUGGAUACUUGUAAUGUAUAUAUAUGUUACAGGCAAAGUAUAUAAUCCAGUCAUUCUACAGUUGAACCUCGUUUGUACGAACCUCAAUAAAACAAAUUCCUCGAUAUGACAAAUUUUUUUAAAUCCCCUUGACACUUUCAUAUAGGCUAGGUCAUUGCUAAAAACACCUCUAUACAACAUAGUAAUUAAGUUAAAAACCUCCAUAAGACUAAUUUGUUUGUGACAUGGGCUAGGACUGAUUAACCUCUAAUCAACGAAUAUUCUUAGCACAAAACCUCUACAAAACAAACAUGACCUCUAUAAGACAAAUUUCUCAUAAUCUUAACCUCCAUAGUACGUAGUUUUCAAAACAAACAGAAGCUUGUCUCAACAUGAAACCCCUACCCAUCCCUCCUCCUUCCUCAGUCAUUGUUUGGAGAAACCUCUAUUAGAAGAAUAACAGCAGCAUUAAACCUCGAUAAAACGACCCUCUUUACUAAGAAUACCUCUAUAUUACAAAUUUUUCCCGUACCCCUUGAAAUUUGUCUUAUAGAGGUUCAACUGUAUAGAAUUACCAAUGCCUCAAAUAAACAGGAAAGUAUGAAAUAGAGCUUAUUAUAUACUUUGCCUCGUUAUUCUAUAGGAUGCCUGUUGGCACUGAAAAUGUUAAGCAAAGUAUAAAAUACACUGAUGUUGGACUUUUUAUAUACUUUUGUUCUCUUGUUUGGCAUAAAUCUAAUGUAAAAUAAACUAACCCUUUAAACAAUAUUUCAUUAU
Macrosteles quadrilineatus (aster leafhopper) is the source of this 6986-nucleotide messenger RNA. RefSeq lists its product as uncharacterized. NCBI's taxonomy places the organism in Eukaryota, Metazoa, Arthropoda, Insecta, Hemiptera, Cicadellidae. The record is from RefSeq and is a predicted model, not a curated record. The transcript has 12 exons. Gene Ontology annotation, cellular component: nucleus. Bases 326 to 4885 code for a protein of 1519 amino acids.